AUGCCGUCGUUCAAGCCGUUUGCAUCCGUGACGGGGCGAAACAGUUACAGCCUGUUUGAUAUCCGGCUGGACCAAGACUUCAUUGUCUUUCGAGGAAAUGACCAUGAAUCUUCGGGUCAGCUCCUCAAGGGGGUCGUAGUUCUCUGCCUCUCGUCCCCCUUGCGCAUCGAGGACAUUCACUUGCGCCUCGUGGGCACCUUGCGCUUAUCAUCGACCGCUCCUGGCGUUUCGGGGCAAAAAGUUGACAAGGCCACCAUUAUUCUCGACCAUCGAUGGCAGCCCUUUGUCGGCACCCACGGCAAGAGCAUGACUCUUCCCGCUGGCAACUACGAAUAUCCCUUCGAGUUUAUGCUGCCGGGAGAUACUGCAGAAAGCGUAGAGGGCAUCCGCGAAGCCUCCAUCACCUACAGAUUAAAGGCGACUGUCGGCCGUGGCAAGCUCGCAUACGACUUGCAUGCGUACAAGCACCUACGCAUCAUCAGGACUCUGGAACCCGGCGCUUUGGAGUUUUUGCAUGCCAUGAGCGUAGAGAACAUCUGGCCCAACAAGGUGGAUUACUCCAUCGUUAUCCCACAAAAGGCGGUCGUAUUCGGCGGCACCAUUAAUAUGGAAAUGCGAUUUACCCCUCUACUCAAGGGAUUGGAGCUUGGAGACGUUACGGCAAAAAUGAUUGAGAUUCGCGACUGCUGGAUCCAAGGCGCAACGGGUCUCAGCAUGCGCGAACACCGCACCGAGCGAGAGGUGGCGACUUGGCGAUUCGAAGUGAACAGGGAGGAACAUUGGCAAGACAUGAUACAAGAUACUGGUCAGGAGGGUUGGGCUUUGGCCAAGUCAUUGCCUCUUCCCAAGCGACUUCGUCAGUGUAUUCAAGAUCUGAACCAUCAUGGCAUCAAGGUCAGGCAUAAAAUCAAGCUGACUGUGGCACUGAAGAACCCCGACGGCCACAUUUCAGAGCUUCGGGCCACCCUUCCUGUAUCAAUUUUCAUCUCACCCAACAUUCCUUUUGACGAACAGGGGAACCUGCUGAGCCAGAGCCAAGGCAGCUCCGCCCCCUCAACGGAAAACGCGUUGGUAGCACCGCCGGGAUGUCUCUGGCUUCCAAACCCCAGCAGUCCAGUCGGGCGUCAGCAGCCCCUUCUAUUCACAGUCGAGGAGUGGCUCGGCAGAGAACCUCGCUUCAUUGGCGCACCAUCCAUCGCCGAUAGCGCCGGCGGCCUUAUCGUCCAGGUUGGCCGACGUUUCACUCAAUCCCUCCCAAAGGAAUCGAUCGUAUACGUCGGUCCAUUCACAUUCCCCUUCUGGAGCAAUAGCGAGGAGGAUCGAUCGGGCAGAAACUCGACGGAGCACGUUGACUUGGAUCCUGCCGAGUUUGCGGAGCUCAACCGUGUACCCAGCUAUGCAACGGCUGUCCGGACACCGGCGUGGUCUCGGACGCCGCCCGCAGCCGGACUUGUUCCGGAUUACCAAACUGCGUUACACGCACCUCGCACUCCUCCGGCCACAGAUAUUACUCCUGAGCCGUUGAGUACCAUAUCCGAGGAUCGGUCGGGUGAAAACCGUGGUCUGACCAGUGCACCAUCCAAUCUUUCCAGCGUUGUAGCGAACUCGGGCAGCUCGUGA
Molecule: messenger RNA, 1620 nt
Organism: Metarhizium brunneum ARSEF 3297
Lineage: Eukaryota; Fungi; Ascomycota; Sordariomycetes; Hypocreales; Clavicipitaceae
Source: RefSeq, a predicted model, not a curated record